AUUGAAUCCAUUUGAAACGACAUGCAAAGUGGGGACUCGCGAGGGGAUUGAAUCCCCCCACUCCCCAUACCCUGGUGUAACCCCAAUUUCUUUGGACUUGCUUGGGAAAAUGGGCAAAGCGACAGGCUGGUGGUGCACACAGUGGCAUUGCUACUUGCAGCACUGCUCACGACUAGUAAAAGUAGUAACUAUGGGAGCAUGCCUAACUAGUUGUGGUGAAAAUUAUGGGAUGGAUUGUCAUGGCAACAGACCAGACGUCACAAUUUGGGCAUGUGUUCCAUUUUUGUCUUUCUUAUUUUCAGACUGGAGGACUUAGAUAAGUGAAGAGUGGAAAAGGAAACAGAUUUUUUUCCCAACAAAAAGAAGGAAGCCAUCUUUCUUGAAAAUAAAUGGUAUUUACACAAGUAUCAUACAAUUAUUUUCCGGGAGGCACGAAGAGGUGAACAGUGGCAUUUUCAGGGUUAACUUUCAGAGAGGUUUUUUUUUUGUAUGCGAUAAAGAUGCCUGGGUCGUUAAGCAAUGAAGACGAGGGACAAGACGACAUGGAUUUUGAAGACGAGAUACCAGAUGAGGAUGGGGAGGGUGAACACAACACUGUCCCGCUCACAUCUCUGGACAGCUUCUUCUCUGACGACGACUCCCUCAAACAACAGAAGAAGAAGAAACCUAAAAAGAUGAAGGAGGGCAAGAUGCCCAAAGUCAAGAAGAGGAAAAAGGAGGGAGGAGGAGGUGGCGGAAUAGGAGUUGGUGGCAAUGACCCGGAGGAGCAGGCCUCAGAGCGGGAGGAUGACCAUCCACUGCAACGUCCAGAGAUUGGCUCAGAGAGCGAGAGCAGCACCUACGCCCCCGCCCCCACCACAAAGAAGAAAAAGAAGAAACCAAAGGAGAAGAAAGAGAAGAAACCCAAACGGAAGAAGAGAGAGGAGGAGGAGGAGGAUGAUGACGACGAUGAUGAUGACGACGACGAUGAUGAUGAAAAUAAUAAGGAGCCCAAGUCAUCCAGCCAGCUGAUGCAGGAGUGGGGUCUGGAAGAUGUGCAGUAUGGCUUCACAGAGGAGGACUAUACAACCCUCACCAACUACAAGGCUUUCAGCCAGUUCCUCAGGCCACUUAUUGCCAAGAAGAACCCUAAGAUCCCCAUGUCAAAGAUGAUGACAGUGUUAGGGUCCAAGUGGCGUGAGUUCAGCGCCAACAACCCCUUCAAAGGCACCUCCGCAACUGCUGUGGCUGCCGCGGUGGCUGCUGCCGUGGAAAUGGUCACUGUGGCCUCGCCCAUCUCUGUCAAAGAGGUGACCACUCUACCAAGCUCUCAGCCUGGGCCAAUCAGAAAAGCCAAAACCAAAGAUGGAAAGGGGCCUGGGGUAAGACGGAAGACAAAGACUGUAAAGGAGGUGAAGAAGAAAAGUAAAGGGAAGAAGACCAAAUCCAAGAAGAAAGCCUCCUCGAGUGAAGAGGACUUUGGGCUGGAGGAGUCGGACUUUGAUGAUGUCAGCAUCCACAGUGCCUCAGUGCGCUCUGAUACCUCGGGGAAUGCCAAGAAGAAAGCCCGGAAGGGUCGGAAAAAAAGGAAACGAGAGGAUGGGGACGGCUAUGAGACAGACCACCAGGACUACUGUGAGGUGUGCCAGCAGGGAGGGGAAAUCAUCCUGUGUGACACCUGUCCCAAAGCUUACCACCUGGUGUGUCUGGACCCCGAGCUGGAGAAGGCCCCCGAGGGCAAGUGGAGCUGCCCCCACUGUGAGAAGGAGGGCAUCCAGUGGGAGGCCAAAGAUGAUGAUGAUGAGGAUGAGGAGGAGGAGGAGGUUGCGGUUGAGGAAGAGGAUGACCACCUGGAGUUCUGCAGAGUGUGUAAAGAUGGAGGGGAGUUGCUGUGCUGUGACACCUGCCCCUCCUCCUAUCAUAUCCACUGCCUCAACCCUCCCCUGCCUGAGAUACCCAAUGGGGAGUGGCUGUGCCCACGCUGCAUGUGCCCACCUCUGAAGGGGAAGGUACAGAGGAUUCUCCACUGGACUUGGGGGGAUCCCCCUUUACCCACUGAGGUGCCCCCUGGCCCUGAUGGAGAGAUGGUGGACCUGCUGGUCAAGCCAGCCCUGAAGGGCCACCCGGAGAGGGAACUGUUUGUCAAGUGGGCUGGUCUCUCCUACUGGCACUGCUCCUGGGUCAGCGAACUACAGUUAGAGCUGUACCAUGCAGUGAUGUACCGUAACUACCAGCGGAAGAACGACAUGGACGAGCCCCCUCCGUACGACUACGGUUCUGGGGAGGAGGAGCUGAACAACGAGAAGAGGAAGAGUAAAGACCUGCAGUAUGCUGCCAUGGAGGAGAGAUUCUACCGCUACGGCAUCAAGCCAGAGUGGAUGGUCAUCCACAGGAUCAUCAACCACAGUUAUGAUAAGGAUGGAGAUGUGCACUACAUGAUCAAGUGGAGAGACCUGCCCUAUGACCAGUGCACCUGGGAGGUGGAUGACUUUGAUGUCCCUGAGUAUCACCACAGCAAACACUCCUACUGGGACCACAGGGAGCAGAUGAUUGGUGAUGACCAGCGCCCCUUAGUGGUGAGAAAGGGAAAGAAGGGUAAAGAGGAGGAGAAGAGGAGGGAGAGAGAAAUCCCCCCCGAUGCCCCAAUUAUAGAUCCUACCAUCAAGUUUGAACAUCAACCCUGGUACAUCAAUGCCACUGGGGGCACCCUGCAUCCGUACCAGCUGGAGGGUCUGAACUGGUUACGGUUCUCCUGGGCACAGGGCACAGACACUAUCCUGGCAGACGAGAUGGGCCUGGGCAAGACUGUCCAGACCAUCGUCUUCCUCUACUCGCUCUACAAGGAGGGUCACUCCAAAGGGCCAUACCUGGUCAGUGCCCCCCUGUCCACCAUCAUCAACUGGGAGAGGGAGUUUGAGAUGUGGGCCCCAGACUUCUACGUGGUCACUUACACUGGGGACAAAGAUAGCCGAGCGGUCAUCAGGGAGAACGAGUUCACUUUUGAGGACAGUACAGUCAAGACAGGUCGCAAGGUCUUCCGUAUGAAGAAAGACAGUACCAUCAAGUUCCAUGUGUUGUUGACAUCAUAUGAGCUGAUUACCAUUGAUCAGACCAUUCUGGGCUCCAUUAACUGGGCCUGUCUAGUGGUGGACGAGGCCCACAGACUGAAGAACAACCAGUCAAAGUUUUUCAGAAUCCUCAACGGUUAUAAGAUCUACUAUAAGCUGCUGCUGACUGGCACUCCUCUGCAGAACAACCUGGAGGAGCUGUUUCACCUGCUCAACUUCCUCACCCCGGAGAGAUUUAAUAACCUGGAGGGCUUUCUGGAAGAGUUUGCAGACAUCUCCAAGGAGGACCAGAUCAAGAAGCUGCAUGACCUGCUGGGCCCACACAUGUUGAGGAGACUGAAGGCUGAUGUCUUCAAGAACAUGCCUUCCAAGACAGAGCUCAUCGUACGAGUGGAGCUCAGCCCCAUGCAGAAGAAGUACUACAAGUUCAUCCUGACGCGGAACUUUGAGGCGCUCAACUCCAAGAGCGGGGGCAACCAGGUGUCCCUUCUCAACAUCAUGAUGGACCUGAAGAAGUGUUGCAACCACCCCUACCUGUUCCCAGUGGCAGCCAUGGAGGCGCCAGUGUUACCCAAUGGCUCUUAUGAUGGGAACCAGCUGGUCAAGUCCUCAGGCAAACUCACCCUGCUCCAGAAGAUGCUGAAGAAACUCAAAGAUGAAGGACACAGAGUUCUCAUCUUCUCCCAGAUGACUAAGAUGCUGGAUCUGCUGGAGGACUUUCUGGAAUAUGAGGGCUACAAAUAUGAACGCAUCGAUGGAGGCAUCACAGGGGGGCUACGACAGGAGGCUAUCGACCGCUUCAAUGCACCGGGCGCACAGCAGUUCUGCUUCCUGCUCUCCACCCGCGCUGGAGGCCUGGGCAUCAACCUAGCCACGGCAGACACCGUCAUCAUCUACGACUCAGACUGGAACCCUCACAACGAUAUCCAGGCAUUCAGCAGGGCCCACCGUAUAGGUCAGAACAAGAAGGUGAUGAUCUAUCGCUUUGUGACACGGGCCAGCGUGGAGGAGCGUAUCACCCAGGUGGCCAAGAGGAAGAUGAUGUUGACCCACCUUGUGGUGAGGCCCGGCCUGGGCUCCAAAACCGGCUCCAUGUCCAAACAGGAGCUGGACGACAUCCUCAAGUUUGGCACUGAGGAGCUCUUCAAGGAUGAGAUGGAGGCGGCCGCUCGGGCCAUGGGUUCCCACCAGAAACUGUGGGACAUAAAGGAUGGAGAUGAGGGCAGUGUCAUUCACUAUGAUGACAAUGCCAUCUCCAAGCUGCUGGACCGUAGCCAGAAUGCCACGGAGGACACUGAGAUCCAGAACAUGAACGAAUACCUCAGCUCCUUCAAGGUGGCCCAGUAUGUGGUCAAAGACGAGGACGCGGAGGAGGAGCCCCAGCGGGAGAUCAUUAAGCAGGAGGAGAAUGUGGAUCCAGACUACUGGGAGAAGCUGCUGAGGCACCACUAUGAGCAGCAGCAGGAGGACCUGGCCCGUAACCUGGGCAAAGGCAAACGCAUCCGCAAGCAGGUCAACUACAACGACACGUCUCAGGAGGACCAAGAGUGGCAGGAUGAUCUUUCAGACAAUCAUUCCGAGUACUCCGUGGGGUCCGAGGACGAGGACGAAGAUUUCGAGGAGAGGCCGGAAGGUGGGCGCAGGCACUCUCGCAGACAGCUGAAGAGUGACAGGGACAAACCUCUGCCACCCCUGCUGGCACGCGUAGGGGGCAACAUCGAGGUGCUGGGGUUCAACACCCGUCAGCGGAAGGCCUUCCUCAAUGCUAUCAUGCGCUGGGGCAUGCCUCCUCAGGACGCCUUCAACUCUCACUGGCUGGUCAGAGACCUGAGAGGGAAGAGUGAGAAAGAGUUCAGGGCCUAUGUGUCCCUGUUCAUGAGACAUCUUUGUGAGCCGGGGGCAGACGGAGCAGAGACCUUUGCAGACGGUGUCCCACGAGAGGGGCUGUCCCGCCAACAUGUCCUCACCAGGAUCGGAGUUAUGUCUCUGGUCAGGAAAAAGGUCCAGGAGUUUGAGCAUGUCAAUGGAAAGUACAGCACUCCAGACCUGAUCCCACUUGGACUAGAGUUGAAGAAACUGACUGAGAGUCUGUCCUCUGACCCCAACACCCCUGUCCCUGCCAGCCCUGCAGCCACACCCCAGCCUCCUGGCACUCCUGUCCCACCAGAGAAGAUGGACUCAACCUCAGGGCCUACUGAAGACAAGGAGACCACAGAAUUAGAGUACAAGAAACUACAAGAACUGGAGACUAAUCUAAGUACAGAGUCAUCUUCCCAGGUAGGGAAGACAGACAAGGCUGCUGACAGGGAUGAGACAGUGAAGUGCAGCACAGAGGACAAGCCAGUCUCCUCAGAGGAGAGUAGUGAAAGGACAGACACACCCUCCACACUUCCAGAGCCAUUCACCAAUCCUAAAGAGCCUCCAUCCAAACAGACAGAGCUGUCGUCCAAUCAAAGCUCACCAAAAGCGGAGCCUUGUAGAGAGACAGAGAAGUCUUUAGAUAAAGGAGACAGUGAUCCUCCCCCAGCCAAACCUGAGGAAAAGGAACUGAAGCCAGUUUUUUCAGACGAGCCCAAGAGCGAGGACAUGCCAGUGCCCGAGGGCAGGCUUAAUGGUGAGAAAGAAGCACAGGAGGAGACGGAGGACAUCAGGAGGGAGGUGGAGAAGAACGGCUUCAAAAUGAGGUUCAUGUUCAACAUCGCCGACGGAGGCUUCACAGAGCUACACACCCUGUGGCAGAACGAGGAGCGGGCCGCUGUGUCAUCUGGGAAGAUGUAUGACAUCUGGCACCGUCGCCACGACUACUGGUUGCUGGCUGGCAUCGUAACACAUGGCUAUGCCCGCUGGCAGGACAUUCAGAACGACCCACGUUAUGCCAUCCUCAAUGAGCCCUUCAAGACUGAGAUGCACAAGGGGAACUACCUGGAGAUGAAGAACAAGUUCCUGGCUCGCCGCUUUAAGCUGUUGGAACAGGCUCUGGUGAUAGAGGAGCAGUUAAGAAGGGCAGCGUACUUGAAUAUGACCCAGGACCCCAACCACCCGGCUAUGGCCCUGAAUACCCGCUUUGCUGAGGUGGAGUGUCUGGCUGAGUCCCACCAGCACCUGUCCAAGGAGUCUCUGGCCGGAAACAAGCCAGCCAACGCUGUGCUGCACAAAGGUCUGUCAUCUCCCAGUGUGUACACAGCAGCAGGACUAAAACACUGUCUACAAACUCAAGAUCUGGUACUGAACCAGCUGGAGGAGCUGCUGAGUGAUAUGAAGGCAGAUGUGACGCGGCUUCCCAACAUGUUGUCCCGGAUCCCCCCGGUGUCUGCCCGUUUGCAGAUGUCUGAGAGGAGCAUCCUCAGCCGCCUCACCAGCCGCGGCAAUGAACCUCCACCCCAACAGCCGUUCGGCCAGAGCUCAUUUGCCUGUUCCCAGAUGUACAGCACUGGUUUUGGGGGCAGCUUCCGGGGGCCUGUGGGAGGAGCCAUGGUCAACUACAGCCAGAUGCCCCUGGGACCCUACGUCAGUGUGUCCAACGGCCCCCCACCCCCGUCCAGCCACCUGGACAAGAAGUCCUGCGACCCGCUGAGGGACGUCACCACCCCUGACCUCAAGUCAGGCAAACCCAGUGAUGUCAUCUGUAUUGAAGAUUAGAUCAGCUAUCCCAAAAUUGAUCUGGAGUCAGCCAAGCCCAGGGAUGUCAACUAUUAUAUAAAUGAUUACAGAAUCUUCGCACCCCCCCUUCCUCAUCCUCCCCUCUCCUGUAAGAAGCUCUCUGUCUAUGGAUCAGAGAAUAAUACACAGAAGUAUUUAUCUAUCGUAUGAAUUGCACUUCUAUCUUUCGAGGAUUCUUCAACAUACUUCAUGCAGUAGCUAUUUGCUUUUAUGACUUAGGUUGGUGAGUCAAGCAGAGGAACAGUCUAUUAGGAUGUGAGAGUCAAACGACCUCAGACGCCCGGCUUCUGCUAACUGACACGUGGAAGGGAAGUGAUCUUAUAGAAUGACUGGAACCGCCCUGUCUGAAGGGGAAAGUAUUGGCUACAGGAAGAGCUGCAAAAAGUGAAAGUACACAUGGUCGAUGAGCCGGUGGAGGUGCCAAUGCUCCGGAGCUGCUGUAAUGAGAAUCAUCUGUGUCUAUUCAUUGACUUUAGGCCUGGCUCUGCUCGUUCAUUCUGAGUCUUUUCCUUCUGCGUUCAUCUUUUGCCUAUUCUUUGUGCAUCGGGACCGACCUCUGCUGGAGCAGUGUGCUUUAGCUACGUACACAUAGAAGGAAAAUAGAACUAUGAAGGCAUAAGGCUCCCAUCCUAGAAUUAUAGAGCUCAUAAGUGGGUGCUGAUACGGCAGCCACAUCUCUCAUUAUGUUUACUUCGUGUUAGUUUUUAUAGUUUUAUGGCAGAGCCUUGAGUUGGAACUUGUAAGAAUAAGCGUGACUUUAAGGAAGUACAGCUACACUAUGCCUCAACCCCUAAAGACUGCCAUCUCCCGCCUCUGGAGAAAGGGAUCCUAGUUACAGAGCUGCAUUAGCUAUUAAUAUACUAAGGGGUUCUCCCAUGUAAUGUACAUAGUUCAAGAGACUGCUGUUUAUUUUGCCUUGCAUUGUCAUUGUGAAUUUGACGCAUACAUGCAUAAAACUGUAACAGGCUGGAUUAGUGCAAAAAGUGAAGAUCACAUAGAAGUUACUAGCCUAUUUCUGCAAAUGUACAUGUAUUUCUUUAAUAUUUGAAUGUGAUUAUUGGCCAACCUCCGGGGCCAUGACUAGUGUGUGUUAUAAACAGAAUUUUCUCCUGUCUGUCAUAUGGUUGGGAUGUCAAGCUAACUGUGUACUGGACAUGGUGCUGGAUGGGAGUAAUUCUGUUGCCUUUAACACAUACAAGUUAUUGUGUUAUUGUUCCCCAAAGCGCCUCCUUCCCUCCCUCUUCCAUUGUGAGAAAUUAAAAACUAAAAAGUGCUUAUGACACUACGUCACCUUUUGGCCUGGGUUUCAUGUUUUCCAUGAAAUGUGCGUUAUUGUGUGUGCUUCUUUUUAAGGUAAAGUGUUAUUUCAGAAUGUACUGCUUUAGUGCCACUUAAAGAGGUCUGCUCACUCCAUGGCCCUGAUGGCUAAUGUCCCAGAUUGUAUGCUUGAUAAUCUUAUAAAUGGGUGGAAUUAUUUCCAUUGAGAACUGAGGGCAGUGGUUGAAUAAGAUAGCUAAUUCAAUCAUCAAUAGAUUAUAAUCUUCAUAGAGGUUUUGAUAGCCAAGGUUGGAUAGCCAUACAGUAAAAGUAUCAAAAGCUGUUUUUGUUUUCUUGUUUUUUGAUGUUUUGUUUUAUAUGGGUUCCUUGGAAUGGAACUGUUUAUUGCAUUACAUGUUGUGAGGACUAAACCGUAUCUGAGCGACAGCAUGGAUUCACUUGACAAUACGUUUUAUUCCAUCUGUCUGCUAAUGUGAAACUACCUUUUUAUAUGUUCAAUGAGACUUAAUUUGUUGAGAUUUUUCAUGAAUGUGUGUAUUACAUUUACUCAUUGAAAACCUUAAAGGCCCCAGUGCAGUCAAAAACGUGAAUAACCUGUGUUUUAUAUAUAUUUCCACACUAUGAGGUUGGAAUAAUACUGUGAAAAUGAUGAUUAAUGUCCUUUUAGUGUAAGAGCUUUUUGAAAAGACUGCCUGAAAUUUCAACCUAUUUUCAUGGGACGGAGUUUUGGCCUGCCUGGUGACAUCACCAGGCGGUAAAUUAGUUAACAGACCAAUUUGUAAGUCGCUCUGGAUAAGAGCGUCUGCUAAAUGACUUAAAUGUGAAAUGUGAAAUUAGAAAGAGAGCUCCAAACCUCUCAAUAACAGCUAGUUUUCAGUUUACCCUCCCCACUCAAGAUCACUCCCAGACAGUCCUGGCAAAAUUCUUGCUUGAAAUAUUGCUCUUUGCUAAAAAAAAUAAAUAAGCUUUUUGUUUCAUUUUUAUCAUUUUAAUCAAAAACAAUCACAGUAAGGCAAUUAAUUGUUACCCAGAAAUAAUUUUAUAUUGAGAUAAGAACGUCUGCAUUGGACCUUUAAAUGAGAUGUUUGCUCUUAUUUUUCUCUCAAAGACUAGAGGCAUUACACUACCGUUCAAAAGUUUGGGGUCACAUAGAAAUUUCCUUGUUUUUGAAAGAAACAAAUAGCAUCAAAUUGAUCAGAAAUACAGUGUAGACAUUGUUAAUGUUGUAAAUGACUAUUGUAGCUGGAAAUGGCAGAUUUUUUAUGGAAUAUCUACAAAAGCGUACAGAGACCAAUUAUCAGCAACCAUCACUCCUGUGUCGCAAUAGCACGUCCAAGUUUAUCAUUUUGAAAGGCUAAUAGAUCAUUAGAAACCCCUUUUGCAAUUAUGCUAGCACAGCUGAGAACUGUAGUCAUUUUUAAAGAAGUAAUAAAACUGGCCUUCUUUAGACUAGUUGAGUAUCUGGAGCAUCAGCAUUUGUGGGUUUGAUUACAGGCUCAAAAUGGCUAGAAACAAAGUACUUUCUUCUGAAACUCGUCAGUCUGUUCUUGUUCUGAGAAAUGAAGGCUAUUCCAUGCAAGAAUUUGUCAAGAAACUGAAGAUCUCGUGUAACGCCGUACUACUCCCUUCACAGAACAGCGCAAACUGGACCUAACCAGAAAAGAAAGAGGAGUGGGAGGCCCCUCCGCAAUAAAAAAGUGCAUGGCGCCAAAUUCAAAACAACAAAAAUCUCAUACUUAAAAUUCCUCAAGCAUACAAGUAUUUUACCACAUUUUUAAAGAUAAAACUCUCGUUAAUCCAGCCACAGUGUCUGAUUCCCAAAAGGAUUUACAGUGAAAGUACCACAAACGAUUAUGUUAGUUCACCACCAAGCCACAGAAAAACACAGCCAUUUUUCCAGGCAGAGAGAGGAGUCACAAAAAGCAGAAAUAUAGAUAAAAUUAAUCACUAACCUUUGAUGAUCUUCAUCAGAUGACACUCAUAGGACUUCAUGUUACACAAUACAUGUAUGUUUUGUUUGAUAAAGUUCAUAUUUAUAUUUAAAAAUCUGAGUUUACAUUGGCGCGUUACGUUCAGUAGUUCUAAAACAUGCGGUGAUUGUGCAGAGUGCCACAUCAAAUGACAGAAAUACUCAUAAUAAACAUUGAUAAAUUAUACAUGGAACUUUAGAUAAACUUCUCCUUAAUGCAACCGCUGUGUCAGAUAAUUAAAAAAAAAAACUUUACGUAGAAAGCAAACCAUGCAAUAAUCUGAGUACAGCCUUUAGACAACAAAGCAGCCAAAAGAUACCCACCAUAUUGGGUAGUCAACAUUACUCAGAAAAGGCAUUUUAAAUAUUCACUUACCUUUGAUGAUCUUCAUCAGAAUGCACUCCCAGGAAUCCCAGUUCCACCAUAAAUGUUUCAUUUGUUCGAUAAUGUCCACCAGUUAUGUCCAAAUAUCUUCUUUUGUUAGGGCGUUUGGUAAACAAAUCCAAAAGCGCGUUCAGGUCGCGCCGAAUGAAAAGUUCAAAAAGUUCCGUUACAGCCCAUAGAAACAUGCCAAACUAAGUAUGGAAUUAAUCUUUAGGAUGCUUUUAACAUAAAACUUAAUUAAUGUUCCAACCGGACAAUUCCUUUGUCUGUAAAAAUGAAGUGGAAUAUAGCUACCUUCCACGUGAGCGAGCAUGACCGAGGCUAUGGCACUCUGCCAGACCACUCACUCAAAGAGCUCUUAUGAGCCCCUCCUUUUAGAGUAUAAUCUUCAAAACAGGUUCUAAAUACUGUUGACAUCUAGUGGAAGCCGUGGGAAGUGAAACAUAACUAAUAUCCCACUGUAUCUUCAAUGGGGGCUGAGUUGAAAAACUACAAACCUCAGAUUUCCCACUUCCUGGUUGGAUUUUUUCUCUGGUUUUUGCCUGCCAUAUGAGAUCUGUUAUACUCAGACAUCAUUCAAACAGUUUUAGAAACGUCAGAGUGUUUUCUAUCCAAAUGUAUUAAUUAUAUGCAUAUUCUAGCUUUUACGGCUGAGUAGCAGGCAGCUUAAUUUGGGCACAUUUUUCAUCCAAGCUACCCAAUACUGCCCCCUACCCCAAAUAAGUUAAUUUCUCAGAACAAGAAUAGACUGAUGAGUUUCAGAAGAAAGUUAUUUGUUUCUAGCCGUGUAAUCGAACCCACAAACGCUGAUACUCAACUAGUCUAAAGGCCAGUUUUAUUGCUUCAGUAAUUCAGGACAACAGUUUUUAGCUAUGCUAACAUAAUUGCAAAAGGGGUUUCUAAUGGUCUACUAGCCUUUUAAAAUUAUAAACUUGGAUUAGCUAAGACAACAUGCCAUUGGAACAUAGGAGUGAUGGUUGCUGAUAAUGGGUCUCUGUACGCCUAUGUAGAUAUUCCAUAAAAAAUCUGCCGUUUCCAGCUACAAUAGUCAUUUACAACAUUAACCAUGUCUACACUGUAUAUCUGAUCAAUUUGAUGUUAUUUUAAUGGACAACAAAAUGUGCUUUACUUUUAAAAACAAGGACAUUUCUAAGUGACCCCAAACUUUUGAACGGUAGUGUACCUAUUUGUAUUAUUUUUAAUGACACGGCUAUAGCCCUCAUGUGGAGGUCUUGAGAAAGGAAUUGUAAAUGGACUGUCCUGAACUGAAGAGAUUACUGUAUACAGGGUGUGAUUGUAGCUCUGCUCUAUAGGCUUUUUAUAUGAAUGUUCUGAGGUGCUCUGUUGGCUGAAAAGUGUUACUGCAGUGUCUGCCCAUGUCUGACUGUCUUCUCAGACAAAGCACUUUACCUGAAGUUUAACUGAGUGCAGUAUCACACGGCCUUGACUGACCUCAUUCAAUUACAAACACAACAAUAGAUAUUGGCCAGUUGAAAUAGGAAUAACAAAUAGGGCACAUGUCAGUUCUUAGGCUACUAUUUUGCCCCCAAUUUAGUGCGUGUUUAUCAGUGCUGUUCUGUCCAUGGAGUGUACAGUCCCAGUGUUUCUGUUCAGCCUGUUACUCCAUUUGUAAGUCAUGCGAGGGUCACUGUGUGGACUAGCUAUAGUGUAGGUUUGGACAAGACCCACACACCUUGUCAUUGAUUGAAAUAGUGUUACUGGAUAGCAGCAUAUAACAACGCUAUGUAAAUACUAAGAUUUACAGUGCUUUGUCUCUCUCAUACUCUUAUCGAUCAUGUACCUAACUACACAGUAUGCAUGAGAGAAACUGAAUGUUGCAGGGUAGUUGCCAUAGAACUGCAAUGUGCACACAGGAUGUGUUCAAUCAAAUCCACAUGUCUGUUUCCUUAGGGAGUGCUGAAGUGACUAUGAAAUGCAAUCAAACUGAAGUCAGUAUGAAUGUAAUGUGUUUGUAAGAAGGCCUCAGUCUAAUACUAUAAAUAUAUUUACAGUGUAUGUACAUGCUUAUAAACAAGGCUUCAAAAGCUACCAAAUGACCCUGGUAAAGGCACCUUUGUUGCAGUGAAUGUACAGCAUGUGAAAUCUUUUGUAUGAAGGUUCACUUUGGUAAAGUCCGUAAAGUUCAGAGAUGGUUGCUCUGUGUAGCUAGCUUUGAGAGAGACAUUGAAUUCAAGCAGUGUUAUAAUGGUACAGAUGUUUGUGCUAAAUUGCAAAUGAAUGAAAAAAGUGAAUUGUCAUCUUUUACUUUGUACUCUGUGUAUUUGUUCAAUGUGUUUUAAUAAAUCCCCUCGACAACAA
This is a messenger RNA of Oncorhynchus keta (chum salmon), 12658 nucleotides long. RefSeq names its product chromodomain-helicase-DNA-binding protein 5-like. Bases 501 to 6686 code for a protein of 2061 amino acids. NCBI's taxonomy places the organism in Eukaryota, Metazoa, Chordata, Actinopteri, Salmoniformes, Salmonidae. Gene Ontology annotation, cellular component: chromatin; NuRD complex; nucleus. The record is from RefSeq and is a predicted model, not a curated record. Gene Ontology annotation, molecular function: histone binding; DNA binding; ATP binding. The transcript is spliced from 39 exons. Gene Ontology annotation, biological process: chromatin remodeling; negative regulation of transcription by RNA polymerase II.